Molecule: messenger RNA, 2029 nt
Organism: Notothenia coriiceps (black rockcod)
Lineage: Eukaryota; Metazoa; Chordata; Actinopteri; Perciformes; Nototheniidae
Gene: znf710b
Product: zinc finger protein 710b
Exons: 5
Coding region: 65-2029 (654 amino acids)
Biological process (GO): regulation of transcription by RNA polymerase II
Molecular function (GO): DNA-binding transcription factor activity; RNA polymerase II cis-regulatory region sequence-specific DNA binding
Source: RefSeq, a predicted model, not a curated record
ACCUCACAGCAAGAGGAGCGCGGAGGAGGCGAGCCGGCGCCUGGGUAGAUGUGAGCCCAAGGUAAUGGCCAGGCUGGUGGACAUAGGCACACAGACAGAUCCAGUGGUUGUGCUGUCCCUGGCCCAGGCUGCCGUGCUAGGUCUCAUCUCCCAGAAUGAAGUGUUUGGCGCCACCAUUGCACCCAACGGCUUCUACACCGGCGAGCCCAAAGAGUCCCCCGCACCGACAGUAGAAGGAGUCGACUACGAGUACGCAGACCAGCUUAUCGGAGCCAACGGAGAUUACCUCGGAGACAACUUGGGAGAAGAAGGACAGAUGCAACCCAGCUGCAGUCAGAGGAGGUGGCAGCAGGGGCCCCCUCAACACCCCGACACAAAAAUGGUGGGUCCCGAUCGCCACAGCCUUCAAGGCGCUGACAUUUCCACGUCACAUGUGAAAGGGGAAGUGGUGAACUCUGGGAUGCCCUCCUGUGUCCACAUGCUGAACAAUAUGGCUCCCAGAGGCGGAUUAGUACAAGUGGACCCGGCCACGCUCAGAGGCACCAACAAGAACUGUGUAGAGUGUGAGCGGGAUGUAACCAACCAGACGCAAGCCAACGCACACGUUCACCCUCCUCCCCCUCAGGUGGGCCACAGAGGAGGGGAGCAGGGCCACAGAGGGCUGCAGGGCCAGCGCCCGAUGGGGGCCCACGGUCGAGGUGGCAGGGAGGAGGAGGAAGAGGUGGAACACCCGGUGAACAACAUGAUGAAGCCCACGCAGCAGGAGGAGGCCAUCAGCAGCUACUUCCAGACCAGUGAAGUGGGCAGCUAUGAUUCGGCGGAAAUGAGCAUGCCGAGCGAGUACGAGGACAGCAGCCAGAACAUGAUGUGGACGGACGGGAACACGGCGGCGCAGCAGCACCAGCCGCCUCCACACCCCCAGCCUCCUCGUCGGCACGGCGGCCGCAGAGUGGACCGGCUAGACAUCAACAUCCAGAUCGACGAGUCUUACUGCGUGGACGUGGGGGACGGUCUGAAGCGCUGGAAGUGCCGCAUGUGUGACAAAUCGUACACCUCCAAGUACAACCUGGUCACGCACAUCCUGGGCCACAACGGCAUCAAACCGCACGCCUGUCCGAACUGCGGGAAGCUCUUCAAGCAGCCCAGUCACCUUCAAACCCACCUGCUGACCCACCAGGGGACGCGGCCGCACAAGUGCACCGUCUGCAAGAAGGGCUUCACCCAGACCAGCCACCUGAAGCGACACAUGCUCCAACACACCGACAUCAAGCCCUACAGCUGCCGCUUCUGCCGCCGCGGCUUCGCCUACCCCAGCGAGCUGCGGGCCCACGAGGUGAAGCACGAGCGUGGGCGAUGCCAUGUGUGCUCGCAGUGCGGCAUGGAGUUCCCCACCUACGCCCACCUCAAACGCCACCAGACCAGCCACCAGGGGCCCCACACCUUCCAGUGCACCGAGUGCAACAAGUCGUUUGCGUACCGCAGCCAGCUCCAGAACCACCUGCUGAAGCACCAGAGCCCGAGGCCUUACACCUGCUCCCAGUGCGGCCUGGAGUUUGUGCAGCUCCACCACCUCCGUCAGCACUCGCUCACACACAAGGGGGUGAAAGGCCACAAGUGUGACGUGUGUUCCCGAGAGUUCACCCUGUCGGCCAACCUGAAGAGACACAUGCUGAUCCACAACAGCGUCAGACCCUUCCAGUGUCACGUCUGCUUCAAGAGCUUCAUCCAGAAACAGACCCUGAAGACCCACAUGAUCGUCCACCUGCCUGUGAAGCCAUUCAAAUGCAAGGUGUGCGGCAAGUCUUUCAACAGAAUGUACAACCUGCUGGGUCACAUGCACCUCCAUGCUGGCAGUAAGCCCUUUAAGUGUCCUUACUGCACCAGUAAGUUCAACCUGAAGGGGAACCUCAGCCGGCACAUGAAGGUCAAGCACGGGAUGGAAGUCUCGCCAGAAGGACAAGGCGAGAGACUAGAGUUCGUCAAUUUUUCAUGGCGUGUGAGUAAAUCGGACGUCGAGAAGGGUCUGUGA